ACCUCACGUGGUGUGGGAACAACAUGGCGGCUUGCCGAGAUGUUUUUGGCCAGAAUCAACGCCCUUGCAGAAAAAAAGCCAACCAAAACUACCUUCAGACAAACACGGCUGAAAUUGAGCUGAAUUUGUGCUAUAUGCAGUAUAUCGAUCAAUACAUAGGUAAUGGAGUGUUUGCUAGGCAAGAGCUCUUGAAGGGGCAGUUUAUUCUCGAGUACAGAGGAGAACUAUGUAAACAGCAGUCUGAUGGUGAUGAAAUGUUCAAAUACCAUUUCAGACAUAACAACAAGGAAUACUGCAUCGAUGCCUCAAAAGACACGUGUCUGGCAUGCAUGGUCAACGACUUGGACCGAUACACAAAGCCUAAUUGCAAAAUGGUUAAAGUUGUUGAUGACAGACAUCAACCAAGACUCUGUCUGUAUGCAACUGAAAUGAUCAGCAAAGACACUGAAUUGAGGUACGAUUAUGGUGUUGCUGAUGUACCUUGGAGAAAGCGAAAGAUGCUGUUAAAGAUGGUCAUACAGCUGCAGAUACUACAGAGGUCACAGAAACAUCUGAAGAUGCCCCCGGUGAAUCAGCAGAAGUCUUGGAACAUGCUUAUCAUGUUAAACUUGAGUGCUAUUUAG
Molecule: messenger RNA, 623 nt
Organism: Mya arenaria
Lineage: Eukaryota; Metazoa; Mollusca; Bivalvia; Myida; Myidae
Product: histone-lysine N-methyltransferase set-1-like
Exons: 5
Coding region: 24-623 (199 amino acids)
Molecular function (GO): protein binding
Source: RefSeq, a predicted model, not a curated record